CUUCCGGCGGGAAGUGAUUUGUUUGAAAGUUGUCUUUUCCCUCUGGUUAGCUUAGAGACAUGUCCACGUCUGGGUCCAGCUGCUACCUUUAGACUGACUGUGGGGAAACCAUGAGUGGAAAAACGCGAGACAAAGUGGUGACAUCGGGAAGACUAACAGGAAAAGUUAAAGUGAGCCGAGCGCCUCCUGAUAGAGGACCUCCACCCCAACCUCAGCCCAACUACUCUCUCUACUCCACAGACUCAGAGGACCAGGUCACCACACUGCAUAGGGGCCUGGACAAAUGUGCUGCCUUGCUCAGUGGCAUUCUUAUGGCAGACGAAGCAGCAUCAGCAGGUCUUCAGAGAACCCCAAAGAAAGUAAUGAGCAAACCAAGAUCCUCCAGUUUCCAAAGAAAAAAGCCUGGAAAGAAAUUCCCAGCGAAGGCAGAUGCUCAGAGUUCAGAACGGCGCCAACCAGCAGCCGCCCAUAGCUUCACCCCUCCGGCUCCACACUCCGGAGUGAAGCUUCAUCCUCCUCAGAAACCAACCCUGCCUGUUCAGUCUCUGUCUGCGGGUUGUCAAACGUCUGCGCACCAGUCUGCCUCCUUACCUCCUUUACAGCGGUCAGGCGCAGUGCUGAGGGAUCAGAACCAUUCCCGCUCUGCAUCUGCAGUGUGUGAUGGGAAGGACAAGUGUGUUCCUGUGGGAGACGCUGAUGGUGCAGCCGGCUGCAUCCUGAGGGAGAGCUGCUGCAGGGAGGAGAUGCUCCGCUCUCUGCUGGAAGAAGUCCGGGUUCUGAUCGCUGGACAAGGUGCUGGACAAGAACCAAGCCUCCAACAGGAAGUCAUCUCUGCCCAGUCCAGUCUUCAGCAACUCCAGGACGACCUCACGGAGCUACGGAAAGCUCUUCAGGACACACAGAGCCGGCUGAGGGACACCGAGGCAGAGAAGGCCCUCAUAAAGACAGAGUUGGAGGUGGCUAGAAACCUGCUGCUGGAGAGCGAACGAGAGAAGAUUGAGCUAGCAUCAGUCGCUCAGCUAAGACUGAAGGAAAUCAAACUUCUUAGAAGGCUCCUUCAGAGUCACUAUUCAUCAAAACCUAUGGAUGUCCAGAACUCAUUGUGCCUCACCAAGCAGUAUUUUGGCCAACAAAAUCAAGUAGUGGCAUCCACUGAUCGCAUCAAGGAAUACCUGAUCUCCCUUAACCAGGGGGAGCCCCCACACACCGAGAGUCUGCAUGUUGCUGCAGAACGAGAAGAAAACUCAAAAGGCGACGGAACAAAUCAAAGAGAGCAAUGUAUUGAGACAUUACCUCGUCACCAGGAUCAUCAUCAUCACCCCAACCUAUCUGUCUCUGAGGAUGUCCCGCCGUGUGAGGUGGAGUCUGUGUGGUCCAACUGGAGCAUGAAAUCGGAGUCGACCUUUAACACCAGAGAUGAGGCGGCGUUCAGAGAUGGCCUGGCAGCUCUGGACGCCAGCAUAGCCAAUCUGCAGAAAACCAUUCAGCUGGAUCUGAAGAAGUGACCAGAUGGCCUCCAUGUCUCUACUGCUCAGUGUUUGACCUUUUUAAUAUAUGUAAGGAUUCAAAUAAAGUAUCUUUCCUCUUUUUUAUUCUUAAAA
Molecule: messenger RNA, 1601 nt
Organism: Poecilia latipinna (sailfin molly)
Lineage: Eukaryota; Metazoa; Chordata; Actinopteri; Cyprinodontiformes; Poeciliidae
Exons: 9
Coding region: 111-1505 (464 amino acids)
Biological process (GO): protein localization to centrosome
Cellular component (GO): centriolar satellite
Source: RefSeq, a predicted model, not a curated record